Messenger RNA from Paramisgurnus dabryanus, 1270 nucleotides. The record is from RefSeq and is a predicted model, not a curated record. NCBI's taxonomy places the organism in Eukaryota, Metazoa, Chordata, Actinopteri, Cypriniformes, Cobitidae.
CUGCCCGCUUGUUUGUAAUUUAACCUAUGCUGGGUUGUUUCAAACUUUCAAUCCAAAAUGCUGAGUUGUUUUGUGGGUUAAUUUAACCCAGUUAAAAAUAACCCAGGAUUUUUAAGUCAAUGGAAAGUUCCACAAGGAAAACAACCCUGCAUGUGUGUUUAUAUGCAGGAGUGUCAGGCAGGGCUGAACUUUGCUAAAGAGGAGGAUGCCAAGCAGUUUUAUAUUGCUGUGCAGAAGCAGAUCAGCGACAGUAAAGCGCACCCGGUACUUGUACGCAGUUACUCGGUUUCUGGAUUGAAAGAGAAACUUGAAAACUCUCUUGGUGACUUCAAAGAGUUUAAGAGGCAACCUUUCAGUGGUGAAUCUGAACCUCCACACCAUGUUGAUUCAGAGGAAACGCUCCCGUGGAUCAAUCCUGCAGUUUCUCACACAAUGCCCAGUCAGGCGUGUGACUCUUCACAGACUCUCUCCUCUGAUGAAGACUCCAUGUCACUCGCCAAGAGAAAGGGACCCCUCCCACCUAUUCCUCUUCAUGCUAGAGCAGCCAUGAUAAAGCUAAAAUUACAAAGUGGAAGGAUGCAAAACUCAGUUUCAUCCACCAUGUCCAACAGUAUACCAGGGGUGCCACCUCCUCCGGCCUUCACCGCACCCAAAGUCCCGCUAAAUCCAACUGUUUUAAAAAAAAGUGCAAGCUUUGCACCGGUUAAAGAUUUCUCCUCGGGUGCAGUAAAGCGUUUUCAAAGUUUUCAUGUUAACGCUGACAUGCAGGGAGAAUCUAGUUCUGGAAAUUACCAGUAAAAUCAUCUUUCCCUCCAUCACUGUGGCACAGCAUUAAUAUCAGAAGAAUUUACUCAAAUGAAAUAGUCAUGAUACUUUAACUAUCUUUUAUAUAGAGUUUAUAGAGAAUAUGUUUAUGUACUCAUUUAUAUAACAAAAACAGCUCAGGUAGAAAUAUAUUGCCAAUUGAAUAAUGUUUUGAUUCUCUGUAAAUAAAAUCUGUCACUGUUUUUUUUAAUUAACAGUUUUGAAAAGUUUAUCAAUACAGUGACUUUUUGUUUAUUUGCAUGAGUACAACAAAAUGUUUGUGAUUUGAUGACCUGCGUAUUCGAUGACAACAUCAUUUUUGCAUGUUAGUGACUAAUGAAUGAAUGCCUUGUAAAUUUCUACACCCAAUAAAAGAUGAUGACAUAAAGGCAUAUCCCAUUCUGGCCUUGGGGUCAUAAUUUGAGAUGACUUUUUUAAAGAUACUGUAUCAAUGGAAUGUGUUUAA